This is a messenger RNA of Coffea eugenioides, 1059 nucleotides long. RefSeq lists its product as uncharacterized. The record is from RefSeq and is a predicted model, not a curated record. The transcript is spliced from 6 exons. The coding region runs from base 79 to 801 and encodes 240 amino acids. Lineage: Eukaryota; Viridiplantae; Streptophyta; Magnoliopsida; Gentianales; Rubiaceae.
CCUUCCCCGCAUCUGCUCGUAAAACUAACUAUCACAGAUCCAAUUAAACGAGAUUUCUUCUGAAAGAAAAGGGAGAAGAUGAACAUGGCUUUGAGUUCAUCUUCAACGCAUUGGAGCUCGCUUUCGUCCCGGUUUAGAUACCCUAGGUUAUCUGCCCGAGUACUCUCCAGUUUAACUGACGAUUCGUCGAAAUCUUCAGUUCGCAUUUCAGCUGAUUCUGCUGCUCCAAAGGCUCGAUUUGUGGCAAGGCGGACGGAGUCCGUCUCCGUCCGACAGCUCCAACGUCCUCUGAGCGAGUAUAUGAGCUUGCCUGCUAGUCAGUACUCGGUGUUGGAUGCGGAAAGGAUAGAAAGAGUAGAUGAUAGCACCUUCAGGUGUUAUGUUUACAGAUUUAAGUUCUUUGCAUUUGAAGUUUGCCCUGUGUUGUUAGUCAGAGUGGAGGAGCAGCCUGAUGGUUGUUGUAUUAAGCUCUUGUCUUGCAAGCUUGAGGGUUCGCCAAUUGUGGUAGCGCAGAACAACAAAUUUGAUGCUUCUAUGGAGAAUAAAAUCAAGUAUGAUACCUCAAAAAGCGAAGUACCAGUGCAGCAACUUACCUCAGAUGCAGUUAUUGAGGUAAGCAUUGAGAUCCCUUUUCCCUUUCAAGCACUUCCAAAAGCAGCAAUUGAAUCGACUGGCACCCAGGUCCUAGGACAAGUUCUAAGGAUCAUGCUUCCCCGGUUUAUGGCCCAGCUGGUGAAGGAUUACCAUGCGUGGGCAUCAGGGGACACAUCUAGGCAGCCUCUUGGAACGGGUAAAAUUUAAGGAUAUCGAGUGUAAUGUUUCUCUAUUUAGCGUAAUUAGAUUAAGAGUUGGUUUGUUUAAUAUAUACUCUAGUGUCCAAUUCCGUCAUCAUAUUGCACACCUGGUCCUCCUACAUGUUGGGGCGGAAUUUACAUCUCAUAGUUAAUUUUUUUUUUUUAUGUUUAUGCACGUUCAACAGUACUGAUCCAAUUCCAUGUCUAAAUAUCUGUUGGUAAUGAAGACUAAGUAAAGUAGUUCCUGUUAUUAAAUCCAGUUUCA